AUGUCAAAGACUCGCUCGAAAGUCGAAGGCGAAGGGUGUCAUGUCAAUCUUGAUCAAAAGAUAGAAUCUUUUAUGAAAUCAGAUGAUUUUAGAGCAGUUCUUUCUACAGCAAUUAACGUCGCAGUCGAAGCGGCUAUCAAGUGUUUGAAGAACGAAUUCGUUGAACUAAUCGAUGUUAGAAUGAAAGCGCUCAAGGACACGAAUACUCGCUUAAAACGUGAAGUAUCAAAAGUUGGGUGAAGUCGAUCGAUGCUAAAGCGAAUGAAAAUGAGCAAUACUCUCGCCGAAACAAUCUAUGUUUCUGUGGUAUUAUCGAGAAAGAACCAGAGGACUGCUACGAUGAAGUUGUGAAACUUUGUGAUCGCGAGUUGGGAGUGGCAAACGAGCGAAAGGAAAUUGAUCGUGCUCACCGAAUCGGUAAACCCCAGCACGACGAUGGUUGUCCUCGUGCUAUUAUUAUCAAGCUUAAAAGCUUUCACAGCAAGCUAUCAAUAUUAAAAAACAAGCGUAGGCUGCAGGAGAAAUCUUUGUGUGCGAAUGAAGAUUUAACAAAAAUCAACCAGCAAUUGUUGAUGUAUGCGAAAGAAAAGUGCCGUGAUACAGCUUCGGUCUAUACCUCUGAUGGUCAUAUCUUUGUUAAGAGAAAAUAUGAUG
This is a messenger RNA of Paramuricea clavata, 654 nucleotides long. NCBI's taxonomy places the organism in Eukaryota, Metazoa, Cnidaria, Anthozoa, Malacalcyonacea, Plexauridae. The record is from the annotation of a GenBank genome assembly.